AUGAAGAACGACGCUUCUUCAACAACUUCAUCAAAGAGGAGAGCCGCAAUCUCUCAGACUCAAUUUUUAGAAACGUGACGAUAGAGAACAACAGGACUUGCCAAGUCCUCCAGGAGAGGAAAAAGGUGAUCCGCAACUUCUUCCGCCCAAAGGGCAGCUUCAUCAAAGACGACCGCACUUGCUGCAACUCCUUCAACAACCUCGAUUCGCUUGCUGAUUCGUCGAAACGUGGAUCUCCGUGCAUCAGUGACCGUCAGAGCUCCCAUUCGAAGGCUCUGCUACCCAUAUCUGUGCCUUUCGGCUUACUUUCUCGCUGCAUCCGGGCGGGAUUCUCCUCCUUCAAGCAGUACCCCUUCCUCACUGAACUGGGACUCCAGGAGACCAACCUCGGCGCCUACUACAAUGGCAAGUGGCAGGCCACCGAUAGCAAGCAUGAGUUCCACACCAUCAAUCCUGCCAACGAAACCAUGAUCGCCCGCACCCACACAGCCUCGCUCAAGGACUACGAGAAUGCCAUCGGAGCCAUGGGAGAGGCCCAGAAGGAAUGGUCAGGAGUUCCCAUGCCAGUCCGUGGUGAGAUUGUCAGACAAAUCGGAGAGGCAUUCAGAGCUAAAAAGGAACCUCUUGGCAGGUUGGUUUCCCUGGAGAUGGGAAAGAUUCUUUCUGAAGGUUUGGGAGAAGUGCAAGAGACUAUUGAUGUUUGCGAUAUGGCAUGCGGACUCUCAAGGACCAUCGGGUAAUAAAGAUGAUAGCAUAGUGGACAAGUCUUCAACUCUGAACGCAAGGACCACUUCAUGAUGGAAGUUUGGAAUCCCCUUGGAACUGUAGGCGUUAUCACUGCUUUCAACUUCCCCAAUGCAGUCUUUGCCUGGAAUGCUGCUAUUGCACUGAUAUGCGGUGACACCGUUACCUGGAAGGGCGCCCCCGCUUCCUCCCUUGUCACCAUCGCCACUGCUAAGAUCAUUGGUGAUGUCUUAAAAAAGAACAAUAUCAAUCCCAACGUCCUCACCGUCCUGCAAGGAGGAGCUGAUAUCGGCUAGGCCAUGACCAAAGAUCCCCGCAUUCCUCUUGUCUCCUUCACUGGCUCAAGCAGAGUGGGAGCUAUUGUGCGAAGCUAGGUGGAGAAAAGAUUCGGACGCGUUUUGCUCGAGCUCGGAGGAAACAAUGCUACCAUCAUCCAUGAAGACGCCAAUCUCGAACUGGCCUUUAAAGCUUGCACCUUCGCAGCUGUGGGAACCUGUGGGCAGCGCUGCACCACUCUCCGCAGACUACUCAUCCACGAGAAGCAUUUCGACUACUUUGUUGAUAAGCUAGUCAAGGCUUAUUCCUCUGUCAAGAUCGGCGAUCCUCUCGACGCUGCCACUCUCUGUGGUCCUCUCAACAACUCCGCCGCUGUCGACAUCUAUACGUCUGCCUUGGAGAACAUCACCAAAGCUGGAGGAAAGAUUCUCUAUGGUGGAAAGAGGCUAAAAGGAAGCGGUUACUUUGUUCAACCCACCAUCGUCUAGGCUCCCAAGGGUGCAUCCUUCCUUCAGGAGGAGUAUUUCUGUCCCAUUCUCUUCGUUCAACGCUACUCCUCUCUUGAGGAAGCUAUUCAGAUCAACAACAGUGUUCCUCAGGGCCUCAGCAGCAGUCUCUUCACUCAAAACGUGAGCAACGCCUUCCGCUGGAUCGGUCCUCACGGUUCAGACUGCGGUAUCGUCAACGUCAACAUCGGUCCCUCUGGCGCUGAGAUCGGAGGAGCCUUCGGUGGUGAGAAGCAGACAGGAGGAGGCAGAGAGUCAGGAUCCGACAGUUGGAAGCAGUACAUGCGCAGAGCCACUUGCACCAUCAACUAUGGAACCAAGAUGCCACUAGCACAAGGAGUCAACUUUGAUCUGUGA
Nymphaea colorata (pocket water lily) is the source of this 1883-nucleotide messenger RNA. Its product is annotated as aldehyde dehydrogenase family 7 member B4-like. The annotation marks the transcript as partial. The transcript has 2 exons. The record is from RefSeq and is a predicted model, not a curated record. NCBI's taxonomy places the organism in Eukaryota, Viridiplantae, Streptophyta, Magnoliopsida, Nymphaeales, Nymphaeaceae. Gene Ontology annotation, molecular function: aldehyde dehydrogenase (NAD+) activity.